Molecule: messenger RNA, 312 nt
Organism: Lodderomyces parapsilosis
Lineage: Eukaryota; Fungi; Ascomycota; Pichiomycetes; Serinales; Debaryomycetaceae
Exons: 2
Coding region: 1-312 (103 amino acids)
Cellular component (GO): cytoplasm
Source: RefSeq, a predicted model, not a curated record
AUGAGUCUUGGAAAACUAGUGCAUUAUGGCGUUGACCUAGUCCUUAUUUCAAUCGUCCUCGCAGGGGUUCACCGAAACACCGGUUUACAAUUUGACGUGCUGCAUUUCAGCUCUAUCGAUGUACGUCGCUGGUUCGGGAAUUACCUCAGCUUUGGUGAAACUUGCUACGACAAACUUGUUUCGGUGUUGAGAAUUUCCGGUUAUUUCAAACAACGCAAUUUGGUGUUGGAUAAUUUACGAAACGCUGGUGCUCAGUAUUUGAAAGAACAAACGGGGAGAGAUAUCAGGGAUUACAAGAGAGAAAUUGAUUAG